Messenger RNA from Clonostachys solani, 1293 nucleotides. The record is from the annotation of a GenBank genome assembly. Lineage: Eukaryota; Fungi; Ascomycota; Sordariomycetes; Hypocreales; Bionectriaceae.
AUGGUCCAAUCUGUUGUUCCACGAAGCCAGUGGCAUAGAGACCGCCGCGGGGAUUCAGGACAUGGACGAGAGAGAGAAAAGGAUCUCAUUCGAUUCGGCGUGAACUCGUUGGAUGAUGCUGUCAUCGGCCAGGCCGUUGUUAUGUUGCGGUUUGUCAAGGGCGGUGCAGAGAAAGGAGGCAACGGCUUCUUUGUUAAUAUCCCGGGCCAGGACAAGGCCGUUAUCUUCACAGCCGCGCACAACCUGAUUGAUGUGGAUGGAACCAGGACAACAAAUUUUCGAGCGUGGUGGCAGGGAGCGGACCGCUGGGCCCAGAUUGAAGAGAAAGACACUCACAUCAGCAGCGUGUACUCCAAGACACCAACCAAGGAUUCUGCAAUCGAUGACUUUGGUAUUAUUCUUGUGGCCAGAAACAAUAUCCCACCACCUCCAACCACGGCGUUUGGGUUUGGGCUGCGGCUUGGAGAGGAGGACAGAAUUGACGGUCUUUGUAACGUUUCAAGCUAUUUAGUUUCAGCUCAACAGGGCGACAAGCCAACCAGGAGUACUGGUAAUUUUAUCAACCCACUGCUGAAGGAACAUCAGCUGGAGUACUUGGUGCCCACUGAAGCUGGUGUCAGCGGCUCGGUUGUCUGGGUGGGAUAUAACGGGAGCCCUGUAGCUGUGGCAGUCCACAACUACGGGCCAAAGAGAAAGAGCCCCAAAUAUGGUAGUCUUGGCUCUCGAAUCAAUCUCAAGAUGAUGAGAGAGAUAUUGGAGUGGACAGGCGUUUACCAUCGCGCGACCAAGAUUGUAGCCCAGCCUCUGGGCAAGAAACAGGCAGCUCCACAGCACCCUCUGACUUUGACAUGGUCUGAUGAUGACAAGGCCUUCCGAGUACACGUCCAGGACGACGCAGACCCAAGCGACAAGCCGGAUGAGUCCGUCUUCGAGGCACUGCCGGUGUUCUCCUCCGCCAUGCUCCAGGGCAAGGAGCCAAGGGCGGAGUUCGGGUUCGCACAGCCUGAUACUAGAGCCACAGCUAAACCUGGAGCUGUUCGUUGGGUAUCAUGGAACACUGAGUGGGGGUCGGCAGGCAUGUCCGGCAGUCUAGGCCGAGCACGACUUGCCCGCUUGGAAAAGAAGGGGAUCUCUUCGACUAUCUCUCUCAACUACCAGGGCAACUUAUUGGAUGUUGUAUUUCGGACUGAUCGAGAUGUAGUGGAUGAAUGGGAACUCAAGUUCCCUGGUAGUGACUUCUCAGGUGUUGCCUACCAAUCUCGCGGAAAUCAGGAUUACCAGUGUGCCUUCUAA